CUUUUCUUCACGCACUUCUGGUACCUGAGUUACCUGCAAUACUUCCGAAGCGAUUGAUUAAUUGGCCACGCCGUCCGGUUCCUGCACGCAAUUGACUCCGUAGAACUUGUACCCCUCAUUCUUCCCUCUCCGUGGCGCGGCUUCGAGCACGAACUGUCCUCUCAGCCUGUAAGACUCACCGCAAAUCAGAAUCUGCCGGGGUACAGCAAUCUCGAGUCCUCACACCAUGGCUCCAUCGGCCGAGCCCACCACAACCAGCAUGCCUUCCGCAGAGCCAAAACACGCCAGCGACGAUGUGCGCGUCCUCGGCUACGACCCAUUGAUCCCGCCUGCGCUCCUCUCCUCCGAAAUCCCAAUAACUCCCAAGUCGGAAAAGACAGUCCUGCAGGGCCGCAAAGAAGCCGUCCAGAUCAUCACCCAGAAAGAUGACCGCCUCCUCGUCAUGGUCGGGCCCUGCUCGAUCCACGACCCCGAAAUGGCCCUCGAGUACUGUCGGCGGCUGAAGGCCACAGCAGAUAGACUGAACAAGGAUCUCCUGAUCAUAAUGCGCGCCUACCUCGAGAAGCCGCGGACGACGGUCGGCUGGAAGGGCCUCAUCAACGACCCGGACAUCAACGAGAGCUACCAGAUCAACAAGGGCCUUCGCGUCUCGCGCAAGUUGUACAGCGACCUCACAUCGCUCGGCAUGCCCAUUGCUUCCGAGAUGCUGGAUACUAUCUCGCCGCAGUUCCUCGCUGAUCUCAUCUCGCUCGGUGCUAUCGGUGCGCGCACUACGGAGUCACAGUUGCACCGGGAAUUGGCCUCAGGUCUCUCUUUCCCGAUUGGUUUCAAGAAUGGUACGGAUGGCGGCCUGACAGUGGCUGUGGAUGCGAUUGGAGCUGCAGCUGCGAAGCAUCACUUCAUGGGUGUGACAAAGCAGGGUCUUGCCGCAAUCACCAGGACGAGCGGGAACGAGCAUUGCUUUGUUAUUCUCCGCGGCGGAACGAAAGGGACCAACUACGACAAGGACAGCAUCAAGGCGGCCAGGGAAGCUUUGAGGAAGAAGGGCCAGGCCGAGGUCAUGAUGGUUGACUGCUCACAUGGCAACUCCAACAAGGACCACCGGAAUCAGCCCAAGGUCGCCAAGACCGUCGCCGACCAAAUCCGCGAAGGCGAGACCGGCAUCGUCGGCCUCAUGAUCGAAUCCAACAUCAACGAGGGCAAUCAGAAGGUACCCUCAGAGGGUCCAAGCGCUCUGAAGAAGGGCGUCUCCAUCACAGACGCCUGCAUAGAUUGGGAAACGACUGUUACUGUUCUGGAUGACCUGGCCGCUGCUGUUCGGGAACGAAGAGAAAAGAAGGGCACAUCGAAUGGUGUCCACUAAAGAGCGAUAGAACAAAAAGUGUGAAAGUG
Messenger RNA from Trematosphaeria pertusa, 1392 nucleotides. RefSeq names its product phospho-2-dehydro-3-deoxyheptonate aldolase-like protein. Gene Ontology annotation, molecular function: 3-deoxy-7-phosphoheptulonate synthase activity. The transcript is spliced from 4 exons. The coding region runs from base 227 to 1363 and encodes 378 amino acids. Lineage: Eukaryota; Fungi; Ascomycota; Dothideomycetes; Pleosporales; Trematosphaeriaceae. The record is from RefSeq and is a predicted model, not a curated record. Gene Ontology annotation, cellular component: cytoplasm. Gene Ontology annotation, biological process: aromatic amino acid biosynthetic process.